AUGGCUUACAGAAAAAACCCGGAGAAUUCGGAAGCGGCUCGGCUUGAAGACGACGCGUUUGUUUACUUGGGGUGUAGGAAUGAGAUUGGGGAUGAUGAUGAUGUGGUGUAUUGGGCGGUGGAUGUGUCGGAGGUGAGUGAGCUGGUUAAUGAGCUGGGAGCGAGGCAUUUUUGCUUUGUGGAGCUGAGGACUCUUAUGGUGGCAACUGAUUGGGCUGAUUCUACUGCCAUGGGUUACCUUGCUAUAGUAGGGCAUGCCCGAGCUUUGCUUGAAUGGCACAACACAGUGCGCUUUUGUGGAUAUUGUGGAUGCCAAACAGUUUCUGCUGAGGCUGGGAGAUGGAAACAGUGCUCAAACGAAUCAUGCAAAAAGAGGAUUUAUCCUCGUGUCGAUCCAGUGGUUAUAAUGUUAGUGAUUGAUAAAGAAAAUGAUCGCGUCUUGUUAAGUAGGCAAUUGAGAUUUGUCCCUCGCAUGUGGAGUUGCCUUGCUGGAUUUAUAGAGCCAGGAGAAAGCUUCGAAGAGGCGGUAAAGAGAGAAACAUGGGAGGAGACUGGCAUUGAAGUUGGUGAAGUUGUCUAUCACAGUUCUCAGCCAUGGCCUGAUGCUAAAUGGCAUAGUCGAGAAGAUGUGACGAAAGCUCUUACAUUUACUGAAUACAAGAAGGCACAGAUGACAGCAGCAGCUAAAGUAGAGCAAAUGUGCAAAGGUGUGGAAAAGGGGCAGAACUUAUCUGCAGAUUUCAAUGUCGAAAGUGGGGAACUUGCUACCAUGUUUAUACCCGGGCCCUUUGCGAUUGCUCAUCAUCUCAUCUCGUCUUGGGUAAAUCGAGUUCCGGUUAAUGGCAUCGAGGCACAUAAACAAGCUUCUGGUUCACUAUCGAAUCUAUAAAGUCUGGAAUUAAAAUUAGGUAUAGAGGAGAUUGAUGCACCCUUAUAUGGUUAUAUCCUCAUUCCUAGUUUCUUUGAUAUAAGGCUAUGAAAUAGGUUGGACAAUCAGCUCUGUUGGGACAAUCAACGAGAAUGGUUCGCACUUCAACUUCCAUUGAGGUUCCGGCUUCAUGAACUGUGUCUCGAAAGUCUAUUAUACGAGAAACUUCUACUCGACUUCAUACCAGCUGCAUCGUUGCUUGGAACAAGGUCGGCCUCUCGUGCUUAUGGGGAAUUGGCUGUCAGAGGUGUUCUUUGUUCUCUUCGGUCCGUUUGUCGAUGGGUGGCCAGUUUUUACCAGAAUUUCUGAUAUGAGCACAUUUGGUUACUUACACAAAGCCCUAAUAUUUACUAAGCUCGGUUGGGACAUUAUCAAUAAUCAAUUUAUCAUUGAACAUGCACCAUUAUGGUUCUAGGCGACAUCACACAGAAAGAACUUUUCUUUAUGAAUAAAAUAAUCAAAUAAAAUAAAUCCUCUAUCGUGCAAGUUUGCACAACACGACGCUUGCUGUUACACCCAUAUGAAUAAAAUAAUCAAAUCAAAUAAAUCAUAUACUCGUAUUAUUUUAUUGUUAUGUGAGUAGAGCUGUUGUGCAAACUUGCAUAGCAGAGGAUCCCACCCCAUAAACAAACUAUUCUUUCCGACCCAAGAUAUGACAUUUGUGUAGUAUUUUUGUCACGCAAUAGGAGUCUUAUUUGAUUAUGACACGAAUUUUAAGAAAUUGCAUGAGUUUUAAAAAAGAUAAUAAAAAGUGAAUGUAAUAAGUUAGUGGAAUAUAAGGAUCACUUAUAUAUAUUAAUUUUAUAAUAAAAUAUGAGUGGAAUAAGUUGAUAGAAUCAUAAAAUUAUAAAAUAAGACUCCUAUUGUGUGAUGAUGGGGUAUAUUAUAUUUUUUGGUAUCUCAUUAAACAUGUAAUUUGAAACCCUAAUAUCACAAGAUAUUAUAUUAGUAAUAUAAUGAGUUAUCUAAGAUUCAAUGUUGUACAGCUAUGAAGCCUGAUAUGGUAGAACACGUAUGCUUCCUUCCAACAAAGCCUGCUUUUUGACUCCACUCGGCAAACAAUUCGUGUAUUGAAUGCUUUAUUGAUCAAACUACUCUGUAAUUCAGUAUUCGGUCUUCUUCUAUUGUCUUUACUUAAUUGGAGCUCUGUUCCAGCUGUAGCAGAACUGAUUCGGUAUAAGGGGAAUAUUUUAUGGCGUGCAUAAUGACGGCGGCGCUCCGAUCCUCCCUUCCCUUUAUAUAUUUUAUUGAUUCAUCUCAAGGUAGAAUACCAUAUCACUCAAAUUGCGGUUUCUACCUGUUUAAUCCUCUUUCCUAACUGUUCAGGGAAGAUAUGAAAAAAUGGAUGUGGCUGUGAGGGACGAGGAAAUAGUCGAUUUCAGAUGUGAUCCUUCACCAAUUAUGGCACAAUGAUAUCUAUCUCAAGAUGAAUCGCAGGUUUAGUAUACCCAUUACAAAGAGGAGAUGUGUUGUCCACGUACUGGGACGGAGAAAUAGGGUUUAUCCAAGAGUUAACCAUGCCUCUCCCAGGGACGAUGCCUUCAAUUUGGAGACUGAGUGUGUGUUAGAGACUAUGAGGAAUAUGACUCCAGAAGAAGCUGUAUCCUAUUCAGCUCAAGCAGUUGCAGAAGCGGAAGUAGCAAUGCUUGCAGCUGAAGAAGCUAUGCGGGAGGCUGAGGCUGCCGCAGCUGAAGCUCAGGCAGCCACAGAAGCAUUCGAGAAAAUGAAGGCUGAGGCUAGAAAGCGUAGUAGGAAGAAGACGUGGGAUUGAAGCAAGAGCGCUCCUACACCGGUAUAGGUCUGAGAAGUGAGACUCAUAUAAACAGAGCAGUAAAACUUUGUGUUUAGUGCUUUUUUGUUUGUACCAUUAUUUCUGAAACUACAUUUCGAAAAUAAAAGUUGGGCACCUUCUUUCUGAUU
This is a messenger RNA of Salvia splendens (bonfire salvia), 2847 nucleotides long. Its product is annotated as nudix hydrolase 19, chloroplastic. Gene Ontology annotation, cellular component: peroxisome; cytosol. Bases 1 to 888 code for a protein of 295 amino acids. NCBI's taxonomy places the organism in Eukaryota, Viridiplantae, Streptophyta, Magnoliopsida, Lamiales, Lamiaceae. The transcript has 9 exons. Gene Ontology annotation, biological process: NADP+ catabolic process; NAD+ catabolic process. The record is from RefSeq and is a predicted model, not a curated record. Gene Ontology annotation, molecular function: NADH pyrophosphatase activity.